Symbiodinium necroappetens is the source of this 676-nucleotide messenger RNA. Lineage: Eukaryota; Dinophyceae; Suessiales; Symbiodiniaceae. The record is from the annotation of a GenBank genome assembly.
AUGGAAAAGUCGAAGCUCCUAGACAAGAAGGAGCAGUCCAAGCGAGAGAAGGCCAUGGAGCAGGAAAUGAAGGAGAUUGAAGCUAAGGAGGAGAAAAAGAGAGAAGAGAAGAAGCGGAAAGCUCUCCUAGAAGCCGAGCGUCGGAAGGUGCAAGAAGCUUUCGAGAAACGCAAAAAGGAGGCUGAAGAACAGAAGCUCCGAGAAGAGGAGGAGUGGAGAGCCAGGCUCCGAGAAAGACGAGAGCAAGAAGCAAAGGAGGAAGAGGAGCGUGAGAAGGAGCGUGAGGCGAAGCGCGAGAAGAAGCGCCUCGAGAAGGAGAAAAAGAGGAAGCUGGAAGAGGCAGAAGAGGCGCAGAAGAGGCAAGCGAAAGAAGCAGAGGAAAAGAAACGGCGAGAUGCUGAAGACAAGGAGAAAGCAAAGAGAGAAGCAGAACAAGCGCAGCAGGCUGCUGCGGAGUCCGCUCGGCUGCAGGCCGAGAUCAUGGCGCAGCUACCUGCCCCGGGGCUGUUGGGCAUGGCAGCGGCCUUCCAGGAGCAGGCGCUCAUGGCCCAGGCGGCCGCGAAUGCCAUGGCCGGCUGCCAAGGUUGUAUGGGCUGCGGUUUCAACGGCUGUAACGGUUGCAGCUGUCCGACGAUGCCGGGCUGGGACGCUUCGCAGGCGGCUGCAUUUGGCACAG